Molecule: messenger RNA, 4252 nt
Organism: Oreochromis niloticus (Nile tilapia)
Lineage: Eukaryota; Metazoa; Chordata; Actinopteri; Cichliformes; Cichlidae
Exons: 10
Coding region: 2929-3930 (333 amino acids)
Cellular component (GO): membrane
Source: RefSeq, a predicted model, not a curated record
AUUAGAAAGGGAACUUAAUAUGUACAUUCUGGCAAAUGACUCAGUUGACUGGAAUCAAAUUGUCACAUGUGCAGGGAGUUUCUGCUUUCUCAAACCAAAGCUGUGUCAAGAUGGAGCGGAUUGUGUUUUUUAGCGCUUUUUUAUGGCUGUGUUCAUGUGAAGUAAAUGAGCUCCAAUAUGUGUUUGUGCGGCAUGGAAAGGACUUACAUCUGGAUAUAAAGAAAUCUGUUAAACUUGACAAAAAAACUGAUUUGUUCUGGAAAUGUAAUAAAACUAACAAUGUAGCUAAGUAUGGUUUUAAUAUUGAUCCAGUCGUGUUUGACAAAUAUGAAGGAAGGGCUGAGCUCUUUGGACAAAAUUACUCUUUGGUAUUAAAGAAUGUGCAACACAAUGACAGUGGAGAUUAUACUGCAGUUUUGGCUGGCGGACAAGACCAAAAGAUAGCUGAAUACAAGGUCAUAGUCCAAGAUCCAGUGUCUCCAGUUAACCUGACAGUGGACUCUGUGUCUGGCAGCUCAGAGUCCUGUGUCCUUGCUGUGAACUGCAGCACAGUGGAUUCAUCCAUCCACCAUUCUUUUAGAUGUGAUGACAAAAACUGCUCUCAGGUCAAAGAAAAGACAUCCAAACCCCAAAACUAUUCAUCCUCUUUCACUGUCUACCUGCAGCAAGACUUUAUCCUGUGUAAUCACAGCAACCAAGUUAGCUGGGAAUACAGUAAGAUCAAGUUUGACUGCAAGUCAAUUACAGUUCCCAGUAGAGCCACCCUAAUUCAGAUUUCAACUUCAGCUGGUCUCUUUCUCUUGUCUGUCUUCAUUGCCCUUUGCAUUGUCACAAAAUGAAAUCAACCCGGACAAAUAUUGCAAUCAGAUUCUCUCAGGAGUGCCCUGACGGAUGAUGGAUGAGCUCCCACAAAACAAAAUCUAUUGUUUUUGUUUUGUUUUGUUUUGUUGGGGGGGAGGUGGGUGGGUCUUUGUGUCUUUUUAAUCUCCGUGUCUGUAGAUUCUUUCUUAGAUAUCUAUAAAAUAAUUAUAGCUUUGUCAUAAGCACUGGGAUGUUGAUAGACACAUUAGAUAGCAAGAAAGGAGGAGGGCAGGAAAACUGGCAAGAAAGCCAAUGCAUGAAGGAAUGAAAUAGUGAGCUCAUGCAUCAGAUAUGUUACACAAUUUUUUGGAUUUCAUGCCAUUUUUUACUUGUAUUUUCAAAUGUCAGCUUAAAGUCGAACCAAUAACUAUAUUUUGCAGAUCAUAAAAAUUCAUAUUUAAAAGGUUAUAACUGACUGUAAAGAAUGCCAAAAUCAACCAGGUCUCUCUGUUACAGAUGUGAACCUUAAUGGAGAAAUAGUGUCACGACCAAAUAUAGGUCAAAACUGGUGUCUGCUGAUUUUGCCACCUGAUUUUAUAUAUUGGAUGUAGAACUCCCAUUGGCAAUUCAAAUGAGGCUCACCAGUUGGGAAUGUGGCUGUUAUGCAAGAUGAAUAUGUGCUGUGUUGUGGCAGGCAUUUUUUUUUUUUGACUGAUAGUAAUUUCAUAGUAAUUUAAGUAGUUUCCAGCUCAUACUGUGCAAAAAUUUUGACCCACCCCUAAUUUCUUAAUAUUCUGCCAUGGGAAAUAAUGGUAACAACCAUGCCACCGUGCAGCCUAUGUAAUAGCACAACAAUUACAUAUGUAAAGCUAUUACUUUCCAAGUUAUCACUAAUAACUGUUCUUGAAAAGGUUACAGUUCUAACAAAUGUAUUAAAUCAACAACAGUAUAUUUUAGCUUCAAAGUAAAUGUACUAUAAGUACACUCUUCUAUCAUUUAUGAGGCAAUUACAGUGGACUGAGGUGAAUUUCAUGUACAGUCUGAAAAAAAAACCUUUUUAAACUUAUUCUGUGGUUACAUGCACUAAAGAAAUUAUCCUGUCACCACACGUUUACCACACAAUUUAUUAAAUACACCUUGGACAUUUCUGUGUUGGACCCCUUUGUCUCAGUUCUUAGAAUCAUCAAACCAGGGAAUGAUUUUUAAUCUUUUUGGUGAGCACAUGCAAAUUGUAGCCUCUGUUUCCUGUUCUUAGCUGACAGGAAGGGCAUACAGUGUAGUCUGCAGCUGCAAGCCAAGUUUUGAUGUGUUGUGUGUUCAGACAUGCUCUUUUGCACAUCUUGGUCAUAAAGGAUGGUUAUUUCACUUACUAGUCUAGUCAAACUGUUCAAAGUUAUGUAGAAAUCUUAGUAGAUCAUCAGUUUAUGAAGUGCUCAGACCAGCCUGUCUGGCACCAAUAACCAUGCCAUGCUCAGUGUCACUUAUAACACCUUUAUUUCCCUUUCUGGUGCACAGUUUGAACUUCACAAGGUUGCCAUGACACUGGCUACAUGCCUGAAUGUAUUGAGUUGCUCUCCUAUAAUCGGCUCAUUAGAUAAUCUUCUUAAGCUGAACAAGUAUAAAAUAUUUUUUCUGACAUUUUUGUCUUGUAAAUGUACCUUUUUUUUUCAUAAUCCACACAAUUUCGAGUUUUUGCUUUAAGUAAUCUGAAUACUUUUAAAAUCUUUUAUCAUGCCUAUGGGGAUCGAUUCGUUUUGGAGCAAAUUUCACCUUAGUCUAUAUUUUAAUUAACAAACAUGAAACUGUGUAAGUGAAGCAGACUACUGUUGAUCCGAAUUAAACUCAACAUUUCCAAUAUCAGGUUUAACAUUUUGGUAGAUAGAAACAUUUCAUUUAUUAAGAGGUUUUACUUUAAAACAUUUAUACAGUAGGAAUACAAUGUGAAAAACAAAAAAGAGAAAAUGAAAGAGAACGCUCAGAAGAGACGAGAGUCAUUCUUUGUAUUUAUGUCACUGUUGUUACAUUGAGGUUUUAGUUUGGGGACAACCCACACAGGCUGUGUGCAUCACUACUGAAAAUCUUCAAUGAGGAAGCUUGCACUUCCUGAUUUUCAAAGCAGGUGUCAAGAUGGCACGUAUUUUAUUUUGGGGAGUUCUUUUGCUGCUUUCAUUUGAAAUACAAGGGCUCCAACAUGUGUUUCUCCUCCGUGGAAAGGACUUACACCUGGAUAUAAAUAAAUCUGUUGUACUAGACAAAAAAACUGAUUUGUUCUGGAAAUUUAAUGAAACUAACAAUGUAGCUAAAUGUGGUUUUAAUAAUGAUCCAAUAGUGUAUGACAAAUAUGAAGGAAGGGCUGAGCUUUUUGGACAAAAUUACUCUUUGGUAUUAAAGAAUGUAAAAAGCAACGACACUGGAGAUUAUACUGCAGUUUUAACUGGUGCACAAGACCUAAGGGUAGCUGAAUAUAAGGUCAUAGUCCAAGAUCCAGUGUCUCCAGCUAACCUGAGAGUGGUCUCUGUGCCCAGCUCAGACUCUUGUAACCUGACUGUGACCUGCAGCACAGUGGAUUCUCAAAUCAGCAAGACUUUUAGAUGUGAUACCCAGAACUGCUCUCAGGUGGAUGAAAAUAGUUUGAAGAAGACAAAUGAUUAUUCGUCUUUAAUUGUCUACCUGCACAGAGACCUCAUCAUCUGUAAUCACAGCAACAACGUGAGCUGGAAACAGAGUACAAUGAAUAAUCCCUACUGUGAGAAAAAGACAGUUUCCAGUGCACCCAUCAUUAUCGCAGCUGCUUGUGGCCUCUGUGUUUUCAUUUUCAUCAUUAUUUUCAUCAUUUGCAUUGUCAGAAAAUGUAAAAGAAGGAACCAGGAAAAUCAACUGUAUGAGGCUGCUCAAGAAUACCCUCCAGGCCAAACUCGAAAUGAGAAUGUUCCAGGAGAUGCCUCGAGUCUUUCUCCAACAUCUACUUAUGCCCUGGUGGAGUUUCACCCUAAAACUGAAUCCACUAAGUCCAAAAAAAAUCCACAGCCAGAGACGGUGUAUGCUCAGGUUACCAGAGCUACCAGGCCCAGAGGCACUGCCCAACAAACCGAGCUGGAGAACAUCAGUAGUACAAAUUCACAAGGCUAAACACAUAUGAACUCUGAACACUUGAACCCUGUUUCAGCUCAGGUUUUCUAAAAUGUUGGAUCAACUUUGUCACCUGUUUAAAACACAAAUGAACUGAAUAUUUCCUUAAUGUUUUCAAACAGUAUCCCUUUUUUGUAGUAAUAUUUUUGUGUUUUAGAUGGUGAUGGCUUACCGUGAAGUUCACUAUUUUGUUUAUAGAGCUAUAAAUCUUUUUUUCUUGUUUUUUGCAGCCUUCCUGAAUAAUAUAGUGCACGUAAUCUUUAUCAAUAAUUAUUGUUAUUCUUUAUAUGUAUUGCAGGCUAUAAAGAAUACUUAAAGUUAA